Messenger RNA from Peronospora matthiolae, 909 nucleotides. The record is from the annotation of a GenBank genome assembly. Lineage: Eukaryota; Oomycota; Peronosporomycetes; Peronosporales; Peronosporaceae.
AUGUCGGACGCCUUUAGCGCCAGUUUCCGUGAGUUCUGCGUGGGUGUGCAGCACGCCGUCUCGCUGCACCGCAUCCUCCUUUUCUACCUCAAGUCGCGUCUCAUCUGUGUCUCAAGCGCCAAGUGCGUUGUGCUAAAUGGUCUCAUCUUCCUCGGAAGUAUCUACUUUUUCGACCAAGUCGUGAUCCCAGUCAUUCAUUUGUUCGGGGAAUUGCUCCAUCGUUCAUUUACAUACGGGACAACUGCUCAAGUGGACGACGUCCGUGAUCGCGUCGAUGGCUUUGUCUUUCUGUUGUACCAGGUGCUCUGGAUGUACCCGAUUUACAGCAUCAGCUUCAUCCUGAAUACGAUUUGGUACCAGGAAAUUGCGGACGAUGCAUACCUGCAGCUCCAUGGCAAGCCGUCACCCACUGCAGUGACAGAUAUGAUCCGAGAUGAGAUGUAUCGUGCCAUCCUUGUGGCGUUCUUCCUGUUGCAGACAGUGCUGUCGUAUCUCAUUCCAGUCGUUGGUCCGGCCACGAGCUUCGUCCAUCUCAGCUGGUUGUAUUCGCUUUACUGCUUUGAGUACAAGUGGUCCUUGGCUGGUUGGAGUCUGGAGCGAAGGCUGGCCCACUUGGAGCAGAAUUGGGCCUAUUUCGCUGGCUUUGGCAGUCCAUUUACGCUGGCCACAUUUUUCGUCCCGAACUUUGUGAGCAAAGGAAUCUUUGCCCUACUUUUUCCAGUGUUCUUGCUUCAGGCGAUUGCGUGCGAUCCCGAAACGGAAGGCAAUGAAGCAUUGCAGAAGUUGCCGAUGUUCCGAUUCUCGCGGUGGUGGAGUUUGCAGUUGCUGCGGCGGAUUGGACAUGCUACAGGCUUGAAGACAAAAGCGCAAAGGGCAAUGGAAAAGCAGAAUCGGGGCAAACGGAGCUGA